AUGGAUUUGGAUGAUUUUCGGGUGAUUUUAUCGACUUCAAAUGUGGAUGUGUGGACUUUGAUCCAAACUGCCAUCGCCGUAGCUUCAUUGGACUACGGUGAAGAAUUGAAAGAUCGGAGAGACUCGAUCGUGGAAAAACUCUACGCGAGCUCGAGUCAACGAUGCAGCAGCUGCCACGAUCAUCGGAAGCCUAACGGAGAUGGCGUGAAUACUAAGAGUCCGGUCGAGAAAGAGAGCAUUCCUGAAGGCAAAGCAAGAGGCUCGCCUUCUACUCCGGAGUCAAAUAAGGGAACUGAUGAUGAUGAACAUUAUGAUGAAGAAGGUGAGCUAGAUCCGUACGGAGGAUUGUUCGAAGAUGAGCUUACGAAAAUUCUUAGAAUUAAAGAACGUUUAGAAGAUCCACUCCAGUCUGAAGAGUCUGUGGUUGGUAUACUUCAAAAUCUAGUUGAUAUGGAGAUUACCUUCCAAGCUCUCAAGGAAACAGAUAUUGGAAGACAUGUAAACCAAUUCCGGAAGCAUCCGUCGGAUCAAGUGCGGAAAUUGGUGAAGCAACUUGUCCGAAACUGGAAAGAAUUGGUGGACGAAUGGGUUAGGGUGAACCAACCUGAACAAGAUGCUUCUACUAUCAUUGCUGAUGGAGACUCACCACAGCAGAACAUUCUACCAAAGAAUACCAAAGAUGGUCAUCACCAGGUUCCUGAUUUUGCUUAUUCUCCAAAUCCACACACCUGGAGUUCUGGCUCAGACAAGACCAAUUCAGAACCAGAACAGAGACCAAACGCCAUCCCUAAAAGAGAGACUCCUACCAAGCGGCCUCAAUCAAUUCCAGUACCUGCUUCUGUUCCUCCUCCAAACAGAGCACAGAAGGAAACACUCAUAGAUGCUGAAAAGUUGAAUUCAGCAAGAAGGCGGCUUCACGAGAACUACCAAGAAGCUCAAAAUGCCAAAAAGCAAAGAACGAUCCAGGUAAUGGAUAUCCAUGACAUUCCAAAACCAAAGAAUACCUUCUUUGCCAAGAAUAAAGGCGGUUUUCCGGGGAGGAAUCAUCGGUGA
Molecule: messenger RNA, 1053 nt
Organism: Ilex paraguariensis (yerba mate)
Lineage: Eukaryota; Viridiplantae; Streptophyta; Magnoliopsida; Aquifoliales; Aquifoliaceae
Source: the annotation of a GenBank genome assembly